Molecule: messenger RNA, 3300 nt
Organism: Vicia villosa (hairy vetch)
Lineage: Eukaryota; Viridiplantae; Streptophyta; Magnoliopsida; Fabales; Fabaceae
Product: phosphatidylinositol 4-phosphate 5-kinase 9-like
Exons: 9
Coding region: 701-3175 (824 amino acids)
Biological process (GO): phosphatidylinositol metabolic process
Molecular function (GO): 1-phosphatidylinositol-4-phosphate 5-kinase activity; ATP binding
Source: RefSeq, a predicted model, not a curated record
UGUAAACGGUUCAUAUUCAUAUUUUCAUCUCGAAUGUUUAUCAUCAUGAUAAUUGAGAUUUUGUUAUAUCUAAUUUGUUCUCCCAGUGUUUGAUUUUUGGUUGCAAAUUUGUAGUUUGUAAUCCUAACGGAAUCGAGGCACGGAAUAAAAUAAUAGUUUAAUGGUUUAUGUGAGAAGAAUUUAUCUAGUUUCUUAAUUUUUUUAAUUUUGUGUGAUUUGAAAAUUGAAAUGUAAUGUGUAAACAAUUUUUGGAAAACUGAUGAGUUGAAAUAGGAAAAGCAAAUAGGAAUAGCAAUUAUUGUUGCACUGUGUGCAAUAAUGUGGAAGUUUUGUUUGUUUCAGUCGUGACGGAAACCGUUUAAUUUCGCAAUUAUUUUUGCCUUAGUUGAUAAUUUAUGUAUUUUUUAAAGAUUUAUCAACCGACUAUUCUGUUUUUUUGUAUACUGUGUGAUUUUUUUUAUUAAGGAAAGUGAUUUUUCUUAUAUUGAAAUAAUUUUUGCAAGCUGUUCAAUAUAAGGACUUUUUCGGCUGUAUGGAAGUCUAGUCAAGCUUCUGUUCUUCAAUUUUUGUCCAGAAGGACAGAGUUUUGAAGGUCAAUCUCUUGGUAAGAUUUUCUAUCUGCGGCCGUUAUUGUGUUGUAGCGGUUGAGAAUUCGGGGUAGUUAUAAUUCUAUAAGGAAAUUUCCUUUUGAUCAUUAUGCAUGUCUGUCUCUGUGGCUACAGCUGAUAGUUUGGAUCGAACGCACUCUCUUGAUAUUUUUUCUAACAUAGACCAUAUAUCUAUAUUGACAAAUCGUGAAGCUGUUCAUUCUACUGAAGUCGCUGGUUUUAGAGUUGGGGACAUCUCUCUUCUUAAUGGUGAGUCGUAUUCUGGCUCCCUUCUUGGUAACGUUCCGGAGGGUCAGGGUAAGUAUGUGUGGUCGGAUGGUUGUGCAUAUGACGGUGAGUGGAGAUUGGGGAUGAGAAAUGGAUUUGGGAAAAUACAAUGGCCUUCUGGUGUAUUGUAUGAAGGUGAAUUCUCGGGUGGGUAUAUUCAUGGUACAGGAGCGUAUAUUGGUCCAGAAAAUUUGACCUACAAAGGUCGAUGGCGAUUCAAUCUUAAACAUGGCCUUGGUUAUCAAGUUUAUCCAAAUGGAGAUAUAUUUGAAGGCUCUUGGAUCCAAGGAACUCCUGAGGGGCCAGGCAAGUAUACAUGGGCUAAUGGAAAUGUAUAUUUGGGAAAUAUGAAAGGUGGGACAAUGUCGGGAAAAGGAACUCUUACCUGGGUAAGUGGAGACUCAUUUGAAGGAAGCUGGUUAAACGGAAUGAUGCAUGGUCUUGGCGCAUAUACUUGGAGUGAUGGGGGCUGCUACGUUGGGACCUGGACACGGGGUUUAAAAGAUGGCAAAGGAACCUUUUAUCCGAAAGGAAGCUGUCUUCCAUCGGCUCAAGAAAUAUAUCUCAAUGCAUUAAGGAAAAGAGGGCUAUUACCCGAUUUGAGAAAACAGAUCCAGGUGCAUAUUCAUCAUACUGCUUCAGUUAAUAUGGGGGACGGCAAAGCCGGUGAGAGCCAGAGAUCAAGUGGUGUUUCAUCCGAUAAGCAUGCCACAAGAAACCUAUUAAAUCUGGACCAAUCUCGCAGCAAAAAUGUUUCUCUCGAAAGGCGGUGGAGUCUAGAGGUAGCUAUUGAGAAAGUUAUUGGCCAUGAUUCACAAUUAGCUUCAACAGAUUCAGUCUUCCAAAAUGGAAAUAAAGAGGUUAAUGAAAAGAUACCAAUUUUGGAACGUGAGUAUAUGCAAGGGGUGUUAAUAAGUGAGGUAGUUUUAAAUAAUAGUUUUUCAUCACUAACUAGAAGAGCAAAGCAGCUUAAAAAAAAGAUUGCUAAAGAGAUCAAAAGACCCGGGGAACAGAUUAUUAAAGGCCACAGGAGUUAUGAUCUGAUGCUUAGUUUGCAGCUUGGGAUAAGGUAUACUGUGGGAAAGAUUACCCCAAUACAAAGACGAGAAGUUCGGGCAUCCGAUUUUGGUGCCAAAGCAAGCUUUUGGAUGAAUUUUCCUAAAGAAGGUUCUCAAUUGACACCUCCUCAUCAGUCGGAUGAUUUUAAAUGGAAAGAUUACUGCCCUAUGGUGUUCAGAAAUUUGAGAGAAUUGUUCAAGAUUGAUGCUGCAGACUAUAUGAUGUCUAUUUGUGGAAAUGAUGCUUUGAGAGAACUAUCAUCUCCAGGGAAAAGUGGUAGUGUCUUUUUCCUGUCUCAGGAUGAUCGUUUCAUGAUCAAGACACUGAGAAGAUCAGAAGUGAAGGUUCUUCUAAGAAUGCUUCCAGAUUAUCAUCAUCAUGUGAAGUCACAUGAGAAUACACUCAUUACCAAAUUUUUUGGUCUCCACAGGAUUAUACCUUCAAGUGGUCAAAAGUUUCGCUUUGUUGUAAUGGGAAAUAUGUUCUGCACAGAACUGAGGAUCCAUAGGAGAUUCGAUUUAAAAGGUUCGUCUCUUGGACGUUCUUCCGACAAGAUAGAAAUUGAUGAGAAUACCACUCUUAAAGAUUUGGAUUUGAACUACUGCUUUUAUUUGGAACCGUCUUGGCGAGAAUCUUUAUUAAAGCAGAUUGAGACGGACAGCUUGUUCUUAGAGGAACAACACAUAAUGGAUUAUAGCCUUCUUCUAGGUGUUCAUUAUCGAGCUCCCCAGCAGCUGCGUCCUCCUGCGUCCUACAACCAUAGUAUAAGUUCAGACGGUUUGGCAAGGCUUGCAGAGGAAGACCCUCUAGAGGAUGAAGUAUAUAACUAUCCACAAGGUCUUGUUCUGGUCCCUCGGGGAGCAGACGAUGGUAGUGUUGUUGUCGGGUCACACAUUAGGGGUAGCCGAUUGCGAGCAUCAGCUGCUGGUGAUGAGGAGGUGGAUCUACUUCUACCCGGUACUGCAAGACUUCAAAUCCAGCUAGGUGUGAACAUGCCAGCAAGGGCAGAACAGAUUCCAGGAAAAGAGGAUUCGCAAAUGUUCCAUGAAGCUUACGAUGUUGUACUUUACCUCGGUAUCAUCGAUAUAUUGCAAGAUUACAACAUGACAAAGAAGAUUGAACAUGCUUAUAAAUCUAUUCAGUUUGAUUCAUUAUCUAUCUCCGCCGUGGAUCCUACAUUCUACUCGCGUCGCUUCCUGGAUUUUAUCCAGAAAGUGUUUCCAUCAAAUGUGGCAGGAUGAAGUUUGAGUAACUUCAUCCAGAUACUUUAUUCACCAUGUAUUGUUCCUUUUGUGCAUGCUUUGUAAUUGUUAAAAUGUGUAUUUUUUAUGUUAAUAAAUAUGUUAAAUUUUGAUUGUCUUUUUUA